CUUAUUUUUUUCUGAUGGUUAUAAGCAGAUUAUUUUGGGUUAGCAAGAUGUGCAGAACUGUCCCAUUGCAUUCUAUUACGGGAGGACCUUCAUAUGGGGAACAGAAGUCUAGUACAAUCAGAGCAGACCUUGGGUCUGGCGCUGGGUGCAGGGGGUGGUUGGCGUGUGUUCCAAGGAUAUAUAGUGAGAUACGCAGAACCUGGCCCUCUUUCUUGGACUAUGUUGUUUCAGGCUUCCCAGUCCCCUCUCCUCCUAUCAGUUUAUCCUGCACACAGGUCUGCUUGCCCAGAUUCUGCAACUGAGAUUCCCACAAGCAGUGGGAAAAGGCUCUAGAGAUACGUGUGAGUGGCCGAAGUCAGCUGUAACCUAGCCAAGGUCAGCAACUCUAUUUGCCCUCCCUGUCCUCCAGCAACACUUUGCCCUUCCUUGAAGCUUGGCAGGCUGUCCUUAGGAUCUUCCCCAGGUGGUCCCUUUCCCUGGGUUGUUCCUGCCUGGUUCAGCUACUUGGCAGGCUACCCCUUUUCCAUAAGGUCUGGUCUCACCUUAAAUAACUGAUCAAAAGUUCCAGUCUAAGGUAGGAUCCCCUGUUUCCUGAGGUCUGCAGUUAAGAUGAGUGUGUUUGUCUUUUCCAUUAAUCAAGCUGCCCCUCCAAACCUAGCUCUAUGAGUCCUGGGCACGCAGGAGCCUAAGCUCCUGGGAAAGGGGGCACGGGUGGGGCCUGGGUACCACUUCCAGGAAGAGCCGGGAAACAAGAUGGCUGCCACCAAGAGGGUGCUCAACCUGGGUGAGCUGGCAUGCAGGCAAGGCAGGGUCUUCACAGGCAGGGCUUGACUGAGACAGUUUGAGGGCAGCGUGGACUGGGUGCAGACCUGAGUCCCCAGGCGGCGUGCGGCUACCCGGGCUGGGUCUCUCGUGCUUUACCCCCUCAGCUUGUGAACAGUGCCAGUGAUAUAACGGCUUUCCUGGACCUAGCACUGCCCAGGAUAUGGACCUCGAGAGGUAGUGAGAUCUGUUACUGUGACCUUAGACUGCAUCCCAAACUGUCAAUGUCCAUUCAUUGGCUAAACUGCAGCUCUGACCCCUUAGGUGAAGGAACUCCCAGAAUAACAGGAAUUACGGAACCAGCCUCACUGUGCAGAUUGGCAUGCGCUACGUGACCGUGACAGGUUUUGUUUGGGAAAUGACCACUCCAUCCAGAGAGGCUGGCUGGCAGAGGAGGUGGACGAUGGAGUCCUGCAUGUUGCUUUUAUUCCUUUUGGAGACACCACAGAUACUCACAUUCCAUUGGAUUAUGAAACAGGAUGCUGCAGCAGCUGUCAACAACAUGAGUCCUGAACUCAAAUCCAAAGAUCAUGCCAGCACAGACCUUCCUGUUGCUGGUGCUAAAAGAAAGGAAGUGUGUGGUGGCUCAGGGGCCUUCUGUGGUGAGCUUUGUGCUUAACUUGCCAUUUGGAGUUGCAGGCUCCCAACUUAGAAUUAAUCACGAGCGAGUCUCAGAUUCUCAGAAGUAAAUGGAAGGCCGUCAGGUCUUCUUUCAGCCUAACAAGGUUUAAGCAGCUGAGUGGUACUGCAGUCUUUUCAGAAUGAACCUGAACUCUUUGAGGGGCACAAUUCAUGUCGCUUUGGCCAAACCAAUGAGAAUUAAGGAAGAUACCUCGUCCAGACCAGGUAUGUGGGGCAACCAUAGAUUCCCCAUCAUGUCCUCAACGUUGGGCCCUGUUGCAUUUUUCUCCCUGUCUGACUUCCUGCUGAGGUGGCAGUAUGUCCCUGAGUAGAGUGGUGUAUUGUAGAGAAGAGAAUGCAGCACUCUGGAAAUAAAGAGUGAGGUUCUCAGCAAAGCUAGAGGCCUUGUCCCUGUGAAAGUCUUUGCUUUGGGAAGUAGACAGAGACCGUGUCCUUCCAGCCUUGACAAGGGCUGGAACGUUCCUUUUGUCCUUCCUCCUUAUUCUCACCCACCUCUGCUCUAAUUGCUGAGCUUAAAGGCCUGGCACUUCCCAGUGACAGCUUUCCUUGCCCUGGGGAGCUCCUAAGAGGUGACUUCUCUGUGGCCUGUGUGGCCAUGUCAUAUGUCCCCAUAGUGCUGACCAAAGCAGCAAAGAACUGGACAUAGCUAAUGAGCAAUUGGCUGAUAGCUUGAAUUUCUUAACAUUUGAUUCUUUUCUUUCAGUUUGGUCAAAUGAUGACUGAUUGAAGACAUUUUCUGGGAAGACUCUUGAAGAGAAUAAAGGGGAGGAAGGGUCAGAGCCUCCCAAUGUGAAAACCCAGGAGGGAGAGCCCCCUGCCGAAUAGGUCCGGUCAAACCCUCAGGUGUACAUGGACAUCAAGAUCGGGAACAAGCCCGCCGGCCGCACCCAGAUGCUCCUGCGUUCAGACGUCGUUCCCAUGACAGCAGAGAAUUUCCGCUGCCUGUGCACCCACGAGAAGGGCUUUGGCUUCAAGGGGAGCAGCUUCCACCGCAUCAUCCCCCAGUUCAUAUGCCAGGGCGGCGACUUCACCGACCACAGUGGCACCGAGGGCAAGUCCAUCUACAGGAGGAAGUUUGAUGAUGAGAACUUUAUCCUCAAACACAGAGGACCAGGCCUGCUCUCCAUGGCCGACUCUGGCCCAGACACCAGCGGCUCCCAGUUCUUCCUGACGUGUGGCAAGACAGAUUGGCUGGACGGCAAGCACGUGGUGUUUGGGGAGGUGACAGAAGGCCUGGACGUCUUGCGGCAGAUUGAGGUCACCUCUCAUCCCACACCAGUGUUUGGUCAGCCAGGCCGCCUCACAGCAGCUCUCAUGCUGAGGCUGAGCCCCAUCAGUCACUUGGUCACCAGAAAUCUCUGGGACUGCCACCUGCUCCCCUGCCGCCUGCCAGUGACUGACGGGCACUUGGAUCAAGUCUCAGCAUUCAGAAACUCCCAGGCUGGGCUGGUUCUCUCAGGCCAUGUUCUCCUUUUGGGUUGAGAUCAGGUUGCAUCUGGAGGGAGUGGGGACAGCCUGCUGACCCGGCCCAGUGACCCCAGGCCAGUUCCUACAGAGGGAUGGAUGCCAGCCUGGCUCUUGGCCUUCAGGUAGGGCUUCUUCCCCUUCAGUUGGCUGGGGCCUGCUCCCAUGGCUGGGCCCGACUACCUGCAGUUUUCCCAGCAGGGACCCUCCCUACUCAACAUCGGUGUCCCUGUCACUGGUGGUAUGUUGUGUCAGAAUGGGCAGCAGUGAGGCCACUGGGGUGUGUUGGAUGUCCAGGAGACAAGAGGAUGUGUGUUAUGAAGCAUGGCUGGCCCUAGGGAUGACCGGGGAGGGGAGCAGGCUGGCCUGAGGCCCAGGAGGGAGGACUGGUCAGGAAAACCCUGUGAAACAAGGUGGGGUGAAUCUUGUCACUUAUUGCGCUUCCUGGAUUGCCCUGGGAAGGUGGUACCAGCGGACUGGCCAGAGCCUAGUUGGGGGAAUCAUCAGGUGGUGACUGCUCACCCUGUCCUGUGCAAGGGCUUCCCCAGAAAUGAGCCUAUGGUGAUUACCCAGGACCCUUAUACAGGUGGUGACCUGCGCCUCAGAGGUGAGGUGACUGGUCCUGGGAUUCUGGGCCAAUGGCCAACCUGGUGGCUGUGCCCCUGGCUACCUGUCUUCGUGACGCUGGGCAGGGCUGCAGGGACACAGGGUCAGAGAGCCCCCCACCCGCCCUCCAGGGAAGGAAUAGUGAGCCCUGGCUUGUAAGUGACAGAACUGAGGCAGAAGUCAGGGGAUGGAAUGCUAAUGCAAAUUAUGUUUCCAAAGAACAUUUAAUAACCGAAACAUUCAAAAUAUAUCAUAGACUGAAUAAAUCAGGUCCCCAAGCAGUGCA
Vicugna pacos (alpaca) is the source of this 3820-nucleotide messenger RNA. NCBI's taxonomy places the organism in Eukaryota, Metazoa, Chordata, Mammalia, Artiodactyla, Camelidae. The record is from RefSeq and is a predicted model, not a curated record.